AUGGCAAGUCUGGUGGUGGUACAACACAAGCAGCCGUCUUCCGCCGUCCUUCAGUCGUCAUUUUCCGACUUCAAUGGCGCCCGACUCGCCGCCUCAGUUCAGUAUAAAAGGAAAAUAUGGCAGCCAAAAGGAGCAUUGUGUGUCACGGCAUCAAGUGCGAAGAAAAUUCUAAUCAUGGGAGGCACCCGAUUUAUUGGUGUAUUUUUGUCCAGACUUCUCGUCAAAGAGGGACAUCAGGUCACUCUGUUCACAAGAGGAAAAGCACCCAUUACCCAGCAAUUGCCUGGUGAAUCAGACACAGAUUUUUCUGAUUUUUCAUCCAAGAUCUUGCACCUGAAGGGAGACAGGAAGGACUUUGAAUUUGUGAAAAGCAGCCUUUCAGCCGAAGGAUUCGAUGUCGUUUAUGAUAUAAAUGGACGAGAAGCAGUUGAAGUAGAGCCCAUAUUGGAUGCAUUACCAAAUCUGGAACAGUACAUCUACUGCUCUUCAGCAGGUGUUUACCUCAAAACUGAUUAUCUACCACAUUUUGAGGUUGACGCAGUAGAUCCAAAGAGCCGACACAAGGGCAAGCUCGAGACAGAGAGCUUGUUGGAAUCACGAGGUGUAAAUUAUACUUCUCUGAGGCCAGUUUACAUCUAUGGGCCAUUGAACUACAAUCCUGUUGAAGAAUGGUUCUUCCACCGGUUAAAAGCAGGUCGCCCUAUUCCAAUUCCCAGUUCAGGAAUGCAAGUAACACAGCUUGGUCAUGUGAAGGAUCUGGCGAAGGCUUUUAUUCAGGUUCUUGGUAAUGAAAAAGCAAGCAAGCAAAUAUUUAACAUCUCCGGUGAGAAAUAUGUUACCUUCGAUGGAUUAGCUAAGGCGUGCGCUAAGGCUGCCGGAUUCCCUGAGCCUGAAAUUAUUCACUACAAUGCCAAGGAGUUCGAUUUUGGUAAAAAGAAACCAUUUCCCUUCCGAGACCAGCACUUCUUUACAUCAAUCGAAAAGGCAAAGAGUGUGCUGGGGUGGAAACCGGAAUUCGACCUAGUCGAAGGUCUUGCAGACUCUUACAACCUAGACUUUGGUCGGGGCACAUUUAGGAAAGAAGCUGAUUUCGAGACAGACGACAUUAUUCUUGGAAAGAGUCUUGUUCUCCAGAGUUAG
This is a messenger RNA of Fraxinus pennsylvanica, 1140 nucleotides long. NCBI's taxonomy places the organism in Eukaryota, Viridiplantae, Streptophyta, Magnoliopsida, Lamiales, Oleaceae. The record is from the annotation of a GenBank genome assembly.